This is a messenger RNA of Brassicogethes aeneus, 2145 nucleotides long. The record is from the annotation of a GenBank genome assembly. NCBI's taxonomy places the organism in Eukaryota, Metazoa, Arthropoda, Insecta, Coleoptera, Nitidulidae.
AUUUUGUAUACCUAUGAUAAUAGCUAAGUUUUUAUUAUUUAAUGCUCUCGUUGGAAUAUCUCCAAGAAAACUUAAAAACAUUUUUCAUAUUUCAAGACACCUCAAUAACUUUGAAGAUGGCCCAUCGGUAUUUCAAGUUACUGAACCAUUUGAUCAUUCUGAGGGACCUUCCUGGGAUGGCAGAAAAAAUAUCCUUUAUUUCGUCGAUAUUCACUCAGGACGACUGCUGAGCUACGAUUACUAUAGCGACAAAGUGAACGCGAUAACCCUUAACGGGGAUGUUACCCCUGCCGUGCAGGCUAAACAAAAAGAUCUCAUUUAUGUUGGCGUCAAUAGAUCGGUAGUGGCAGUUCGGUGGGACGGUAAAAGCAAUAAAUUGACCAGUCAAAAAAUUCUGACGACUGUAUCCCAGCAAUUUCCAACCAGCAGAUUUAAUGAUGGCAAAGCAGAUUCAAAAGGCAGACUCUGGUGGGGAACAAUGGGAUCUGAAGACUCCGCUGGAAAUCUCACCCCAAAUAAUGGCGUUUUCUACAAAAUAACCUCCAAAAACAUAGCAAGUCCCGAUGUGAUGGUGGCUCCAGUCAACAUAAGCAACGGCUUGGCCUGGAAUAGAGCUGACAACAAAUUUUUUUACAUAGACACGCCCACUAGAAAAAUUGUCUCUUACGAUUUUAAUGCAUCAAAGGGAACAAUAUCCAACAGAAAAGUCGUUUUUGAUUUGAGCGAACACGAAGAACUCGCUGGCAAUCCAGAUGGGAUGACCAUUGAUGAAAACGACAAUUUAUGGAUCGCUCUGUAUGGUGGAGGUUGCGUAAUUCAUGUAGAAACGAGAACAGGAAAAUUGUUAGCGAGAAUCGCUAUUCCAGCAUUAAACGUAACAUCCGUAAUGUUUGGAGGCCCAAAUCUCGAUAUUCUGUUUGUCACUUCAUCUAGAUACACGUUAAGUGCCCAAGAGAGAAAACAACAACCUGCUGCAGGUGCCGUUUUUGCAAUCAAAAAUCUUAAAGUUAAAGGCUUGCCAGUUUAUUUGGCUGACUUAACGAAUAUAAAAAUGAAAGGAAUAAAAUUUACAAUUUUUAGGCACAAUUUCGAUGGACCGGCAAUAUUCCAAAUUGGGGAACCUUUGGAACAUGGCGAAUGUCCCCAUUGGGAUGAAAUCAAACAGUUGUUAUAUUACGUCGAUAUUCACCAAGGCAAAAUUUACAGCUAUGAUUAUAAUAGCAAAGAAAUACAUUCCAUUCAACUAAACGGGCAGGUGGCCCCAGUUACACCAACUAAAAACAAUGGGGAUAUGCUGAUAGUUGGUUUAAACAAAAGUAUAAUUUCAAUUGAAUGGGAUGGUAAAAACGAUCUGAAAAACCAAAAAUUACUCGUAAAUUUACAAAAUGAAAGCGAAGUCAGACUAAACGAAGGAAAAGCCGAUAAAGAAGGUCGCAUUUGGUAUGGUACCAUCGGUCAAAAUUCAGAUAAAUUAUUUGUAUCCAACGAAGGAGCUCUUCACAAAAUAACAAAAGACAAUUUAAAUAGUCCGGAAACCGUUAUUUCCCCGGUAAAUAUAAGCAACGGACUUGCCUGGAAUAAAAAAAACGACAAAUUUUAUUACAUCGACUCGGAAACUUACAAAAUCGUUGAAUACGACUACAACAACGAAAAAGGGAAAAUCAGUAACCCGCGUUGGAUAAUAGACGUAAAAGAGCACGGGUUAAACUUUCAUCCAGACGGUAUGACCAUAGAUACAGACGAUAAUUUGUGGGUGGCUUUGUAUGGAGGAGGAUCUGUCUUAAAAGUAAAUUCUACAAGUGGCGAAAUUUUGGAGAGAAUCGCUAUACCGGCCGAGUGCAUAACAUCAGUUGCUUGGGGGGGACCAAAUUUGGAUGUUUUGUUUGUAACGACUUCCAAAUUCUCCCUCACUGACGAGGAAAAGUCCAAACAGCCAGCCGCUGGUAGCUUGUUUGCUGUCACUAACUUGGGUGCUAAGGGUUAUCCAAUGUAUAGAGCAGAUAUCACAGAAUAAUAGUUUGCGCAUCCGCCAUUUUUGAAAGUAUUGUAUUUUAUUUCAAUUUAGAUUAAAAAUUAAGAUAAAAAAUAUAUAAGGUUCAUUAUUUAAAAUUAUUUAAUUCACAAGUGCUAAAUAUUACAAAUCUA